This is a messenger RNA of Melanotaenia boesemani (Boeseman's rainbowfish), 2243 nucleotides long. RefSeq names its product CDC-like kinase 4a (gene clk4a). Gene Ontology annotation, cellular component: nucleus. The coding region runs from base 152 to 1711 and encodes 519 amino acids. Gene Ontology annotation, molecular function: protein tyrosine kinase activity; ATP binding. Gene Ontology annotation, biological process: regulation of RNA splicing; protein phosphorylation. Lineage: Eukaryota; Metazoa; Chordata; Actinopteri; Atheriniformes; Melanotaeniidae. The transcript is spliced from 13 exons. The record is from RefSeq and is a predicted model, not a curated record.
UCGUGAGUAUUUUGCUGAAGAAAGUUCCAUCGCGUUCCACGGACAGUCGCCAUCUUUGAGGACAAGAAGUCGGAAACAGAUUUCCAGAUUUUCUUCAAUAUAACCUUAAAACCACCAAUAUUCAUCUUAUCUUUGCAUUUCGCAGCUGUUUAUGAAGAUGCGCCACUCAAAGCGAAUGCGCUCCCCAUGUGUCUGGCUUGAUGAGUACAGCUGGGAAGAAAGAAUGGAGUGUCAUAAGCGGAGAAGACGAGAUUCACACAGCAGCGAAAGAGAAAAUAGAUCCAGAAGAACUCAUCGUUACCACAACAUGUAUGAGGGGCAUUAUUUGGAGGCCCGUAGUUUAAACCAGAGGCUGGAUUCUCAGGAACAGCACACUCUGGAUUGUAGCUGGGACAUGACCUGUGAAGACAACAGUCAUGAAGGCACCUACAAGGACAGAGACCGCGAUUGGCACCACUACAGCAAGUCUUCUGGGCAUAGUGGGCGCAGCAGGCGCAGCAGCCGCAGACCCAGAGAGAGAAGGCGCAGACGUAGCCCAUCUCAGAAUGGAUCCUCCUCGAGGAGGAGCCAUCACCGCAGGAGCAGGAAAAGAUCCAGGAGUGUUGAGGAUGAUGACGAGGGUCACCUCAUCUAUCACAGUGGAGACAUGCUGAGAGCGAGAUAUGAGAUUGUGUGCACUCUAGGAGAAGGUGCCUUUGGGAAAGUCGUCGAGUGCAUUGAUCACUCAAAUGACGGAGCUCGAGUGGCUCUGAAGAUUAUUAAAAAUAUAGACCGCUACCGAGAGGCAGCUUUGUCUGAGGUAGAGGUGCUUAAACAGUUGAACUCCCUGGAUACUGGCAGGAGAUAUGCUUGUGUGCAUAUGCUGGACUGGUUUGACUACCAUGGGCACAUUUGCAUUGCCUUUGAGCUCCUUGGCCUCAGCACAUAUGAUUUCCUGAAAGAAAACAACUUCCAACCUUUUCCUGUUAAACAAAUCAGGCAUAUGGCUUACCAGAUCAUUCAAGCUGUAAAAUUUCUGCACAGGAACAAGCUAACUCACACAGAUUUGAAGCCUGAAAAUAUUCUCUUCAUAGAUUCAGGCUAUGAUUUGGAAUACAACCGUGACAAGAGACGAGAUGAACGAACACUGAAGAACCCAGACGUGAAAAUUGUAGAUUUUGGUAACGCCACCUAUGAUCAUGAGCACCAUACUUCUGUAGUGUCAACACGUCACUAUCGUGCUCCUGAAGUCAUUUUAGACUUGGGCUGGGACCAUUCCUGUGAUGUCUGGAGUAUUGGCUGUAUACUGAUUGAGUAUUACCUCGGAACUACCCUCUUCCAGACACAUGACAGUAAAGAGCACCUUGCUAUGAUGGAGAGAGUCCUGGGCCCCAUCCCCAUUAAUCUUCUGGAGAAAACCAGGAAACGUCGCUAUGUUCACAGAAACAAGUUGGACUGGGAUGUUCACAGCUCUGCUGGUAGAUAUGUGAGGAAACAUUGCAAGCCACUCAAGCAUUACAUGUUGUCUAAAGGUGAAGACCACCGGCAACUUUUUGACCUGAUUGAGAAGCUGAUGGAGUACGACCCCACUAAACGCUUCAGUCUGGAGCAGGCCCUUCGACAUCCCUUCUUCUCCUGCUACUACAAGAGCAGCAGCAGCAGCAUUAGAAACAGCAACAGCAAAGACAUCAGCAGCCGAAGCAGCCGCAGUAGCAGCGGUGGUAGCAAAUGAGGCUGAACUCCUGAACCUUUAAACCUGUGACCUGUACCCUUAGUCAGGGCCAGCCUGUCACCAUGACAUUUAUCUUGUUGCGCAGUACCAGCAUCUACAUCCUGACUCUCCAGGAGAGUUGUACUUUGACUGUAUCAGUCACAGUCCUGCUUAACUGUGUCCUGUCCCCUGCACCAUGUCUUUUAUGAAGUUAUGUUUAAUACUUGUGCUUUGUUUUGAUGCAUUGAAUCCCUACCCUACAAGUUAUGGUCUAUUUAUUUGCAGUUUAAAUAGAAAUUGUAGCAUCUAGACAUUUCGGUGGAACUUUGCUUUUUAUCUGAAAGUACAGUUUGGUUUUUUUGUUUGGGUUCUCUGCAUUAAGUAGGCGAGUAACAUUGAGAAAAUCUUAAAUCCUUAAUUACUUUCACAAACGUUGUUUAGGAUUGUUCUAUUCAAGGUAUUGCAGGCAAAAAAUGUAUAUAUACUUUGUGUAGAUAUUUGUCUUUUUUCCACUGGUUAUGUAAAUUUUGCAUUAUGUCAAUAAACGUGACAA